This is a messenger RNA of Podarcis raffonei (Aeolian wall lizard), 2792 nucleotides long. It is a transcript of the gene PIGU, whose product is annotated as phosphatidylinositol glycan anchor biosynthesis class U. Gene Ontology annotation, biological process: protein localization to cell surface; attachment of GPI anchor to protein. NCBI's taxonomy places the organism in Eukaryota, Metazoa, Chordata, Lepidosauria, Squamata, Lacertidae. Gene Ontology annotation, cellular component: GPI-anchor transamidase complex; membrane. The record is from RefSeq and is a predicted model, not a curated record. The transcript has 12 exons. The coding region runs from base 72 to 1379 and encodes 435 amino acids.
UGUAGACGCCCAGCUGUAGGGGCGAGCCUGGGAACUACCGCUGGCAUAGGCCGGUGUGUCCUGCCGCUAAGAUGGCGGCUCCCUUGGUGCUGGUGCUCUUGGUGGCCGUGACAGUUCGGGCCGUGCUGUUUCGCUCCAGCCUGGCCGGGCUCAUCUCGGAGAGGGUGGAGGUCGCGUCCCCUUUAAAUGCCUGGAAGCGAGUGGUUGAGGGGCUAGCCUUACUUGAUUUGGGCGUGUCUCCAUACUCUGGUGAUGUAUUUCAUGAAACUCCACUAAUAAUAUACCUCUUUCAUUUCCUGAUUGAUUAUGCUGAGCUAGUAUUUAUGAUUACAGAUAUGUUGACUGCUGUCGCUCUCUAUUUGGCCGUUCAGGAUUACAACAAAGUUACGUUUAAGAAGCAAAAGCUACUAAUAGAACUGGAUAAAUAUGCACCUGAUGCAGCUGAGCUUAUUCGGACCCCCAUGGAAAUGUACUAUAUCCCUCUCAAGGUUGCACUGUUUUAUCUCUUGAAUCCAUAUACUGUGAUGUCUUGCGUUGCAAAGUCCACUUGUGCCAUCAACAAUACCGUAAUUGCAUUCUUCAUUUUGGCAACGAUUAAAGGUAGUGCCUUGCUCAGUGCUGUAUUUCUGGCCUUAGCAACAUACCAGUCCCUGUACCCUCUCACCUUGUUUGCACCAGCCGUUCUGUAUUUAUUGCAGCGUCAGUUCAUACCAGUGAAAAUGAAAAGCAAAGGCUUCUGGCUUUACACCAUGCAGUAUGCAGCUCUGUAUUUGGGAAGCCUGGUGGUGAUUAUUUGUCUCUCAUUCUUCCUCCUCAACUCUUGGGAUUUUAUUCCGUCUGUGUAUGGUUUCAUCCUUUCCGUCCCAGACCUGACACCCAACGUCGGCCUCUUCUGGUACUUCUUUGCUGAAAUGUUUGAGCACUUCAGCCUCUUUUUCGUGUGCGUCUUUCAGAUCAACGUCUUCUUUUAUACUAUUCCCUUGUCGGUGAAACUAAAGGAGCACCCCAUUUUCUUCAUGUUUGUUCAACUUGCCAUAAUUUCCAUCUUCAAGUCCUACCCAACUGUGGGAGACAUUGCCCUUUACAUGGCCUUCCUUCCACUCUGGAGCCACCUGUAUCAGUUCCUCCGGAAUGUCUUCAUCCUUUCCUGUGUGCUCAUUGUUUGCUCCCUGCUCUUCCCGGUUUUAUGGCAUCUCUGGAUUUACGCAGGAAGUGCCAACUCAAAUUUUUAUUAUGCCAUCACUUUGACGUUCAACGUAGGACAGAUCUUGCUCAUCUCAGACUAUUUCUACGCCUUCCUGCAGAGGGAGUACUACCUCACUCACGGAAUCUACUUAAUUCGAAAAGACAGGACAGACCCCAUGCUGGUUCUCAAAUAAAGUUGGCAUUUGAUGCGACUGCGGGAACAGACAACGGAUGAUACUUGGGGAGGGGUGGGGAGAUACCUUUUUUUGCGUAUGGUGAACGGGCUCCUGUUUGGGGAAUAACCAAUUCAGUGCUGGAACAAAGCGUGAUGCAGAGAGCAUGAGAACGGGUUGAACAGCCCACCUGGGUGGCCCACAGCCGCAUCAGAAUCUUCUUGUCACCGCUGCGAAUGCCACUCAUCAGUUCUGGAUAAUUCCUCAGGACUUGGUGAAAUGCAUUUGAACUGACACCAAGGAGGAGUCUUGCAUCCAGGCAAGUGACAAGGCCAUGGGUGGUGAUUUUUAUUAUUAUUAUUAUUAUUAUUUCUUGGGGAAACUCCUGGGAAUUUUCUCCUUGAGGAAAGGAAUAACUUCAGCAAGCGUUUAUUUGGUUCCUCUUGCUGCUCUGCUUCCAUUGCUUGAAUUGGCAGCUCGUCUGCCUGAUGUACAGGGAUCCUUGCGUCCUCGGGAGAGAAUGGGCAGCUACUCUUGGACACUUAUUCUCCUUGCACUGAUACUGGAGACUGGGAGGCCCCAAGUAUUCUGUGUGCAGUUUUGUGCUCUGGACAAAUGGUCAGUUUGAUGUGCGUCAGAGUGGAGCUGCCCAGUGGAACCAGCCUGGGAGUCAUGGAGAUUUGCAUUCUGCUGCUUGUAACCCAGGAAUUCGGAGGACGUUUGGUGGAAUCACCAGGUGGAUCAAACUUGUUCACUUUUCUUUAACGGGGAAACACUAUGGACAUGCAAAUGAAUCAUUCAUGUGCAGUCUUACAAAAAUGAAAAUUAAGAGUUACAGAAAACCCAAAGUGAAUGCAUAUUGACCAGAGAAGUCAUGGCUGGGCUACAUAAUCCAUUCAGCUUUUAAGAUUCAUAGGAAAAUUAUUCUUCCAAGCUCUUCCCAACCUGAGAUUUGAGGCCAGAAAGCACAAAAGUGGGAGCGCUGUCAAUGGAAUGUUUGGGCCCAACAGUAGUUAUAACCAUUACAUAUUCUACCCAAAGUGUUACUGUUUUAGUAGGAGAAGCAGUAAAUUGUGACUGUAUUAGAAAAGCAGCUAUGCAAAAAUGGCUACCCCAUCCCACCUGCUUUUAAUGCUUGUGUGUUCAGUUGGUUCACUUCCCUUCAGUAACCAAGAGACAGGUAUUUUUGUUUGGAGAUGGCUGCUAUUUUUAACUCUUCUAACCCAGCACAGCUACGGCUAGUUUCUUUCUCUGACAUUUUAAUUUUACCAAUGGUGUGGUUCCCUCACCGGGUAGCCAAACGAGACCCAGCCAAACUCCUAAAGCCCAGAAGAGGCCCAGUAACAAAACCACUCCACCUUUAUAACUAUAAGCAGAAGAGAUUAAUUUCAGACCCACUGAACCUGCAAUUUAAUGUGCCCUCUGUCUUUCUUU